Messenger RNA from Paramuricea clavata, 751 nucleotides. The record is from the annotation of a GenBank genome assembly. Lineage: Eukaryota; Metazoa; Cnidaria; Anthozoa; Malacalcyonacea; Plexauridae.
AUGCUUCAAGAAGAACUCGAUUAUAAGAGCAUCGAAGAGAUAUAUUGGACAGAUAGCAAAGUCGUUUUAGGAUAUAUUAACAAUGAUGCGCGUCGCUUCCAUGUAUUCGUGGCUAAUCGCGUCCAACAAAUCAGAGAUCAUUCGUCAAAGGAUCAGUGGAAUUACGUUGAGUCAAAGUUAAAUCCAGCUGAUGAGGCAUCCCGAGGUUUAAAGGCCUGUGAUAUUGUGAGCGAUUCGAGGUGGAUAAACGGUCCGUCAUUUCUAUACGAAGCUCACCAAGAUUGGAAUCAUUUUAACCAACCGGAUGACAAAGCAAAGCUGGAAACAGAUGAUGUCGAAGUAAAGAAAGUCACAACCUUUGCAACAUCUGUGAAAAAAUGACGUGGUAGAGAGAUUAGAAUACUUUUCGAGUUGGCACCAAGCCAAGAAGGCCAUCGCUAUUUGUCUUCGUUAUCGCAGAUUGUUACGUCAAAGGGUACGUAAGAAAAGGGAGGAAAAGGAUGUCGAGAACAUUGAGAAAGCAGCGACUGUUAUGAAACCUGACCAAGCUGUUACUGUGGAAGAAAUGAAUGCUGCUGAACGGGAAAUAAUCAAGGCACUGCAGAAAGAAGAAUUCAAACAGGAGAUAAGCUCGUUAAAGUCAAAACCCAAAGUCAAUGUACUGGAAACUCAAGGACGGCGAAAUACGGUAGCUAGAACUAGCCCGAUUGCUAAACUCGAUCCCUUUAUGGACGAACAUGGAGUUAUAUGA